AGGUUGCGGCAACGUGAGUGUCGUUGGAGGCAGAGCCGCCAGGGGGCGCUGGUUGCCUUUCUGCCCGGCGCGGUUGCGCUGCCGGCGCUGACCACUCGGUCCCGCUGCCCGCUCGGCGCGUGGCGGCCGGGCAUGAGUGCGCUGCCGCAUUGCCCGCGCUCCGCGGCCCCGGCGCCGCCUCCUUGCGCGCUCUGAGCUGCUCCUGUACUCGCUGACCCGGCGAAGAGGGGACCAUGGGCUACCUUUCCGAAGUCGAGUGGCUGUGAGGCGGCUGGCGUUCGCUUGGGGAGCAGGGGAGCCCUCGGCGAGCCAGACCUGAAUCGGGGGGGCUGCGGUCGAGCGGGGAGCGCCGCUCCCAGCCGGCGGCGGACACGCACGCAGCGCCUCGGUGUCGGGGACUUGGAGGUGUCCGCUCCGCCGUCUGCACCCACGCUGCGACAGUGGAUGGAUGCGCCAUGGCCACGCUGGUGUGCAGGGUACAGCUGCUGGAUGAUACCGACCCCUUCAACAGCACCAACUUCCCCGAACCCACCCGGCCGCCGCUCUACACCUUCCGGGAGGACAUCCCGCUCGCCACCCAGCUGGCUGGAGUGCACCGGCUCCUCCGCGCCCCGCAGAAGCUUGAUGACUGCACCCUGCAAUUGUCUCACAAUGGUACCUAUCUGGAUCUAGAAUCUACCCUAGCAGAACAAAGAGAUGAGUUGGAAGGCUUCCAGGAGGAUGCUGGGAGGGGCAAGAAGCACAGUAUAAUCCUGAGGACCCAGCUCUCAGUCAGAGUUCACGCCUGCAUCGAAAAGCUUUACAAUUCCAAUGGGCGGGAGCUGAGACGAGCACUUUUCUCCUUGAAACAGAUAUUUCAGGAUGACAAGGACUUGGUUCAUGAGUUUGUGGUUGCGGAAGGUCUGACGUGCUUAAUCAAAGUGGGAGCGGAGGCAGACCAGAACUAUCAGAACUACAUCCUGAGAGCCUUGGGCCAGAUAAUGCUGUAUGUUGAUGGCAUGAAUGGAGUAAUAAAUCAUAACGAGACAAUCCAAUGGCUGUACACACUUAUUGGCUCAAAGUUCCGCCUGGUGGUAAAGACAGCCCUGAAGCUGCUGCUGGUGUUUGUGGAAUACACAGAAUCCAACACGCUGCUUCUAGUGCAGGCAGUUUCUACUGUGGAUGAGAAGAGAGGAGCCAAACCGUGGUCCAACAUCAUGGAGAUCCUGGAGGAAAAGGACGGUGUUGAUACUGAACUGCUGGUUUAUGCAAUGACCUUGGUUAACAAGACACUGUCGGGGCUGCCAGAUCAGGACUCUUUCUACGACGUGGUGGACUGUCUGGAAGAGCUAGGCAUUGAAGCUGUUUCGCAGAGACACUUGACCAAGAAAGGAACAGACCUGGACUUAGUUGAGCAAUUUAACAUUUACGAGAUGAUGCUCAAACAUGAGGAUGGAGAUGAGAGUGCCACCCUCCCUGCCAGCGGCCACAAGGAGCGGAGGAGGGCCAGUAUUGGUGCGGGUGAGCGGCGGGGGUUAGAGCGCCGCCGGAGCCGCAGGCACUCGGUGCAGAGCGGCACAAGUGCUUCGUCUGCCCCCGCGAGUCCAUGCGGUCAGUCAAACCCCAGCUUCCUGCUAGGCCACAGGCAGCGUGUUGAAGAGCUUGGUGAGAGAAAAGAGGAAGAAUAUGAAGAGGAGGAAGAAGAACAGCCAGUCACAGAGCCUAAUACUGAGGAUGAGGGAGAGGAAGAAGCCAGUAGACAGGUCAAAGCCAGUGUGGUUCCCGGUUCACGGGAGGCUGUGAAUGAAAACAUUUCACGGCGUUCUGAUUCUUCAGCUGAUUCCAGUGCCAUUUCUUCAGCUCAGAGGCCUCUCUCCUAUGCUAAAGCAAAGAGCCCUUCUAGCAGCUUCCCUUCUGUGCCUGACUCAUCUGUUUCUCAUCACAAUUCUGUCCUUUCGUCACCGUCUUCACCUGCGGCAGCGUUGCUGAGCUCUUCUCAAAACUCAUCAGCGUCCAUUACUCCAAAGGCAUCUCCAACAGUGGAGAAAUUACCUUAUGUACCACAUACUCCUUUUCACCUCUUCUCCUACGAUUUUGAAGAGCCUUCAGCAUCUGUGAAAGAAAAAGAAGCAGAAAUGAUGAGGGAAAACAGAUACAAUAGCUAUGGCAGCAGCUAUUACUCUUCUCCACAACCUAAUUGUGCUGUGAGUGCUCCUGCAACACCCACUGCUCGUUAUGGGACAGCUGUCUCACCGCCUCAAGAGACCAAAACUGACAGGCCAGCUUUGGGUGGUCUCCUCACGUCAUCUUUUCGGCAGCACCAGGAGUCUUUGGCAGCAGAAAGAGAAAGACGGCGUCAGGAGAGAGAAGAGAGGUUGCAAAGGAUAGAACGUGAAGAAAGAAACAAAUUCAACCGUGACUACUUAGACAAAAGAGAAGAACUCAGACAUGCAAGAGAAGAGAGAUACAAAUACUUGGAGAGGUUGGCAGCAGAGGAAUAUGAGAAGGAGCUAAAAAGUCGAAGCGUAAGCCGAGGCAGAAGCGAUCUGUCCCUGAACCUGCUAUCUGCUUCAGCCCCAUCCUCACCUGUACCCAAGUGCAUCAGUCUAGCACGCACAGAGUCCCAGGAAGAGCUGAAGACCCCUUCCACUCCUUUUGGGAGUCAGCCCUCAGAAGCCAGUGCCAGUGAACCCGACCCAGAGACAGAGACAGAACCAGAACCAGAGCAGGAGGCUGGGGCUGAGGCCGAGCAGGGAACGGAGACAACCAAGGAAAUAGAGGCUACAGAGGUGGGACCAGAGAGUGAGGUGAAACAAGGACCAGAGAGAGAGCCAGAAGAAAGUGCAAUACUCAGUGAAAAAGAGAGGCAGAAUGAGGAAGUGAAUGAAAAAGACAACUGCUCUGCAUCCAGCAUAUCCUCAGCAAGCAGCACUUUAGAGAGGGAAGAGAGAGAGGACAAGUUAACCAGUGACAAUGAGACUGGUCCAUGGUCGCAGACCGUUCAGGAUGCUGGUGUGAAUGAGCAGUGCAGCAACAUCCUCAACAACAAACGGUUUAUGCUGGACAUGUUGUAUGCACAUAACAAAAAGCCCAAGGAUGAAGAGGAGAAGGAGCUGGAGGCGAGUGAAGAAAAGAAGGAGACGGAAGAGAGUGAAGAGUCACUCACUAGUCUAGCCAGUAGAAUAUCUAUCCUUCAGGCCACAAAGCAGGCCAAAGGUGAAAGUGUCAAAAAGAUGGAGAUUGGAAAUUUAGAUAACCAAGGCAGUGUAAAAGCCUUCGCAGAAAAAUUCAACAAUGGGGAGCUGGUCAAGGGAGCAACCACGCCUGAAGAAGAAAUCAGUGAACAGGCCCUUGAGAAAACACCAACGCAGCCAAAGAAGGAAUCUGACUACAUCUGGGAUCAGCUCAUGGCUAAUCCUAGAGAACUUAGAAUCAAAGACAUGGAUUUCACAGACUUGGGGGAGGAGGAUGAUGUAGAUGUACUGGACAUGGAUAUGGGUCUUGGGGACUCCCUUGUUCCACCUCCCCCACCUCCACCUUCCUUUCUGGGUUUGCCCCCCCCCCCACCUCCUCCACUAUUUGGAUGUCUCCCUCCACCUCCACCCUCUGCUAAUUUAUUGGCUCCUCCUCCAGUGUUGAGCACUCCUCAGGGUUUAGGGUCACCCCAGGUCUCUAGGGGUCAGGCAGCAUUUAUAAAGAAGAAGAAAACCAUUCGUCUGUUUUGGAAUGAGGUACGACCCUUCGAAUGGCAGUGUAGGAACAACAAACACUGCCGAGAAUUCUUGUGGUCAAAACUGGAACCCAUUAAGGUGGACACUUCCAAACUGGAGCAUCUUUUUGAGUCUAAAUCCAAGGAACUGCCUGUCACAAAGAAAACUGCUGCAGAUGGGAAGCGACAGGAGAUCAUUGUAUUGGAUUCAAAACGAAGCAACACUAUUAAUAUUGGCUUGACUGUGUUGCCCCCUCCCCGCACUAUCAAGACUGCUAUUUUGAACUUCGACGAGUAUGCCUUAAACAAAGAAGGGAUAGAGAAAAUCCUGACCAUGAUCCCAACUGAGGAGGAGAAGCAAAAGAUCCAGGAGGCACAGCUGGCAAACCCCGACGUCCCACUGGGCAGCGCUGAGCAAUUCCUGCUCACCCUCUCCUCCAUCAGUGAACUCUCUGCCAGGCUCCAGCUCUGGGCUUUCAAGAUGGACUAUGAGAUAGUGGAAAAGGAAGUUGCAGAACCACUUCUAGAUCUGAAGGAAGGAAUGGACCAACUGGAGCACAAUAAAACUUUGGGAUUUAUCCUUUCUACUCUGCUAGCCAUUGGGAAUUUUCUGAAUGGAACCAACGCCAAAGCUUUUGAAUUGAGCUACCUUGAGAAGGUUCCAGAAGUCAAGGACACGGUACACAAGCAGUCCCUCCUGCACCAUGUCUGCACUAUGGUGGUGGAAAAGUUCCCAGACAGCACUGAUCUUUAUUCAGAGAUUGGGGCCAUCACUAGGUCAGCCAAGGUUGACUUUGAACAACUCCAGGAAAAUCUGUGCCAGAUGGAAAGACGCUGCAAAGCAUCAUGGGAUCACCUUAAGGCUAUAGCAAAGCAUGAAAUGAAGCCGACUCUGAAGCAAAAGAUGUCUGAGUUCCUGAAAGACUGUGCAGAAAGAAUCAUAAUCCUGAAGAUUGUUCAUAGAAGGAUAAUUAACAGGUUCCACUCGUUUCUGCUGUUCAUGGGCCACCCUCCCUAUGCAGUCCGUGAGGUCAACAUCAACAAGUUCUGCAAAACUAUUAGCGAGUUUGCCCUGGAGUACCGCACCACCAGGGAGCGAGUGCUGCAGCAGAAACAGAAGCGAGCCAACCACAGGGAAAGGAACAAGACCAGGGGGAAAAUGAUCACAGAUUGGCAAACCGAUGAAGAGGAGGAUGCUGAGUCUGGCAAGUUCUCCAGCAGCUCGCCCCACUGCCAGACCCAGUCCCAAGGGUUGCAGUAUGCUGAGGAUGCUGCAGAGCAUGAGAACAUGAAGGCUGUGCUGAAGACGACCUCUGUUGGUGGGGAGAGCACCACGGCACUGGGGGUUCGCACUCGAAGCCGGACCAGCCAAGGCCGUGUGGGUUCGUGGAGCGCUGGCAAUGACGACUCACCUAACGCAACAGACGAUGCAGCAGAUGAGAUCAUGGACCGCAUUGUUAAGUCUGCCACCCAAAUGCCAAGCCAGAGAGCCAUGCCUAGAGAGAGGAAGCGGUCACGAGCCAAUAGAAAGUCCUCCCUGGAAACAAAAUGUCUACUGCUGCUUGGCUGCAAAGUGGUCAUAGAGGAGAUUAACUUUAACUGGGAAGCAAAGCAUUUCUGGGAAGUUAGGACAAAGGGGAGACAACAACAUGAGAAGGACACUAAAGAGUGGACUGACACCAGAAGAAGCCAAGGCACUGGGCCUCAUCAGCACCUCUGAGAUGCAGGUUUGACAUCGCAGAGAUGGCAACAAGAAGUCGUUCGUCUGAAGCUCACAGGCUGACAACCCUUGGGCAUGGCGCUGACCUGCCAGCCUCUUCUACUGCUCUCAACAUCCCAUUCUUUGUUAGUUUGGUUUUAAUAAGCAACAGAAAGCAAAGCCCCACAGCCAGAAUGACACCCAGACAGUCACUGAGGAAGCAUUUUAGUGCUUGUAGGAGAAAGCAUGCAGCUUCUGGCACUGCGUGUUGACAUGGCUAGGAGAGAGCUCUCUCUCUCUGGUGAGAUGAGUUCAUGUUGGCUUUCCUUCUGCCCUGUUUCAGUCGUUGUAAAUGUAUGGCAUUUUGUCAAUGUAAGGAACAGUCCUUAAAGAGGCAAAAGGACUUUUGUUGUAGCAACCCCAAUUUCCCUGAGCAGAUUGAUGGCGCAAGGAUGCGCAGCCUGUGCAAGCCUGUGGUUUAUUUUGGGGGUGUUAUUAUUUUGCCACCAAAGAAUGUAAAAAAUGUGUAUCUUUGUAUAUGUACAGAAUGGAUGUGUGAACAUGUAUGUAUUUAUAUGCAUACAGUCUUGGUGUGAAAUCAUGCUCCUGCUGAAUCUGGCUGGACCAUAACUUUCACUCUGAGGCCUUACCCUUCCACCUGGACAAGAGGACGAUAAUGUCUUUUUGUAGCAACUCGGUGUAUUUAAUGUGAUUCACCCUGCGGCCAGGAGAUGGCCUGCAAUACACGUGGGAAGUUCAGGAUGCUGAAUUCGUGUGUGUUAAUGCACACUCAUCCUGUACAUAACAGGAGUCACACAGAAGGAAGGACACAGAAUACCUCCACCUCGCUGAGCUGUGGCAGUACCAUGCAUCUGUACAGUUUCAAAGAGACCUGUGACAAUAGUUUUAUAUAUUUGAUAAGUACACUCAGAUGCUAAGAUCAAAAUGUUUUGUUCACUUGCCUGUGCCCUUCAUGCUGCUUUUCUCUGCUACAAGAUAAUGUAGUGGUGAUUUUACUUCAAAAUGAUGGAUCUGGAUAUGAAACGGCCCUGCUAAAAGCCUGCUGUGUUUUUGCUGUGUUUUACUCUUUUUGUGUGAUGAUCUUUGAUGAGAGUGGAAAGGGUACUGCAGUGAACACUCCAAUAUGUUUGCCUUUAUCUCACUGUUUUAUAUCCAACUUUGUUAACUACCAUCAGCAUGUGUGUUUGAUGAACCUUCAGUAAGCUGAAGAGAAGGUUGUGGAGUCUCCUUCUCUGGAGCCUUUCAAGGCCUGUCUGGAUGUGUUCCUCUGUCAUCUGUGUUAGGUAGUAUUGUCCUGCUCCAGCAGGGGGGUUGGACUCGAUCUCUUUGGGUCCCUUCCAACCCCUAACAUCCUAUGAUCCUAUAAUCCUGUGAUAAGCUCAUCUGCCUUUAAGUGGAGGACAUGUUCAGCAGUGAAGAUUAAUUGACCACAGUUACCCUAGUCAGUGCUGAAGCACUUUGAAGAGAACUGCAAAUAUUAAUAACAUAAAAGGGAUUUUUUUGUUUAAAGCCAAAGUCUGUAUACGACCAAUUGAUCCUCAAGGAUGCACACAAUUAUCUCUCCAUUGCCUUAGCCUCAUCUCUUCAGAUUAAGUGUGUGUCUGCACAGCAGUAAUAGCUGAGGCUUCCCUCAAGCUAGUUAACUGGGGAACUUGUUAAGUAGAGUUGCUAGUUAACUGGAUUCUACUUUGGCUUCAAAGCACACUUGAAAUGUAGCAUUAAUUAAUAGUCUAUGCUGGGCUCCUAAUGGCACAGCUUUGUUGUUUCUGGCACGUAACCAAGAUCAGGUACAGCAACAAGUUAUUCUGCUCUGCUCUCAUUAAGGACAGGAUAAUUGCUGAAAAUUGGUCAGGAUAGUUGGAUGAAAGACAGUAAACCUUUGAAACCUCAGUCACCUACCAUACUGCACUCAGCACAGCAGCCAAGUCACGAGAAAAGCAGGUAGUUGACAAGGCUACCGUGAGAUCUGUAGUAGAACAGCCUAUCUGCCCCUCCUUUGGUAAUAACAGUUCAUUGGUUUUUGUUUCCUUGGAUCUUUCUCUGUUCAAGUCCAUGAUCACUAAUUGAGCAAAGGUUCUUAAGGACAGCAUUGAGUUUGAUCUGGUUUUCCCAUCAGCUUCUUAAAACAUCAGCUGUACAAGUAGGCAGAAGACAGUAGACAUGUAAAAUGUGUUGUGUAUUUGAAAGCUGUGAAAGGAGGAAACUGUUGAGGAAAUGGAAAGAGGAGCUAUAUCAUUAAUCAUGCUGUAAAAUAAGUAAGGCUCACAAGGUUUUAAAGGGGAUGUUUUUGUGCUGCUCACCAUUAUGGACUGCUUCAUCUUUCUGAAAGAUACUUAGAACAAAGAAAUGAAGGUCAUGGGGGUUUGUGGAGGUCUGAAUAAAAAGAAAGGCACCCUGAAUGUAGCAAUUAUAAUGAAAUGUUAUGCUGAUUAAGUGAUAAAAGAAGCCAAAAUGUAAGAAAAUGCAUUUAUGUUUACAGAAGUAUUAUACAUGAUUGGAGGGAGAAAAUCAAACAAGUCCAGGGAAGAAAGACAUUUUCUUUCUGGUGGUCCAGAUGCAAGCUUCUUUCUUCUCCAUUUUUCCAUUGUGUUUGGUUGUCUGUGUUUUUGCCUAAGCUUCUGCCCUCUGUAAAAUCAAUACCUUUUUUAUGAAGGGUAGCUCAGACUUGUUAUGCAGUAGUAUACAAUAAGAUUAAUUCCACUGUCCUCAGGUUUUACUGAAACAAAACCAUCAAAACCAGUAAGAAUGUUACAGCUACAGAACAGAUUUCCAUUUUUGUUCAUGGUAAAAAUGGCCAGUGGCCCAGUGCUCUCCUCUCUAAAGUGGCAGUGUUUGCCUUGGAGUCUGCUGGGCUGUCCUGACUAUCUGAAUAAUGUUUGUUCCACUUUGGCUAAUGGAUUGCUUUUGUGACAAGCAUAAAGGUCUUGGAAAUGCAAUGUGGUGGCACAUGUUCCCAUUUCUCAUUCAGACAUCCAUGGAGGCUGUAUUUAAACACUUGCAGCCAUAAUAACUACCUCUCUUACUCAUAGUAACAGUCUGCUGCAAAAGUAGUGGCCAGAAUUCUGUAUCUCCAACUUCUCAGAGUCACUAAGGGUGUUCAUUUCAGCAUCCAGCUGCUGCUGAGUAACUUGACUAGAAUCAUAGAAUCAUAAAAUCAACCAGGUUGGAAGAGACCUCCA
Pogoniulus pusillus (Red-fronted tinkerbird) is the source of this 8587-nucleotide messenger RNA. RefSeq names its product formin homology 2 domain containing 3 (gene FHOD3). Gene Ontology annotation, molecular function: actin filament binding. Gene Ontology annotation, biological process: cortical actin cytoskeleton organization; cardiac myofibril assembly; sarcomere organization. The coding region runs from base 456 to 5408 and encodes 1650 amino acids. The record is from RefSeq and is a predicted model, not a curated record. The transcript has 30 exons. Lineage: Eukaryota; Metazoa; Chordata; Aves; Piciformes; Lybiidae. Gene Ontology annotation, cellular component: cytoplasm; cytoskeleton.